GGCUCUUAGAGUUCAGAGUAACUGUCAACACUCCCCACGCUCCCCCAUACACAGCCAGUGCAAUCUAGGCUAGUCACUGAAGUAUACCAAAACUGUGAACAGUGCCUCUCUUAUUCAGGCUGCACGUCAGCCAUCGCCCUCCAUGAAGGGGAUUUGUGUGUUCUCUCUCACCUUACUCUAGCCCCAGAGAAGGAAGUUCAGACUGAUGGCUAUGAAGACCACAUCAGCCAUCUGCUUAUUCUCAAGGCUUCCAUCUGGUCAUCAUUUUCCUUAAUAUUGAAAUACCAUGGCUGGAGCCACUCUCCCAGCACCUGAGGAGAAAACCUCUGUCACUACGUUUGAGUUCUCUGGGGUACCACGUUAUAUUAUUUCCAGGCACCAGCUCUUGCCACCUUGAGUCUCCGUCAUUCUUGUCUCAGUGCCUCCUGUUGUCUCUUCGCAUAGGACCCUGUAGGAAACUUUAGACUUUUCACUUACUUUCCCCAAACAUACUGCAAGGAGGCCCUGGCACACAGCAUAUUUUCACAGGGCCUUCGGUGAGACAGAUGGGCCUGAACUGUGAGUGUGGCACAGCGGCUUGGAAAGCUCCUGUCUGCCAUUAUAAAAGCUAUUGCCCAAUACUAACAACUGCCUUGGAUUGCUUUCUUGGAUGUCUGUCUUCAGUUUUCCCCAGAUGCAAGCAUGUGUGGCAGCUGAUUUAUGUGGAAGGUGGUCCUGAAAAGCACUGAGAGAAGAUGGUAGUCAGACAGCUCCCAGGGGCCCCGCCGUGACCACAGCUCUCUAAGGACAGAUGGAACAUGACGCUGAGCUAGCCUCCUCCAAUGAGGGCCUGUGCACCCACUAGACAGCAAAGCAUACUGCACAGAAGGGGAGCCCUGUCAUGGCACUGUCUGUGGUGUGCUACAGGGGAGGCCGAGGACAUGGAGCCGCGCUCGGAGGCUUGCAUAGAGCACCUGUUCUGUAUGGUCACAUCAGUCGACAGGUUGUAAUUUUGCCACUCUCCCGAUGCAGCUGUCGUCAGUCCUGUCAGGGCUCUGGGUUAUUCAUGCAUUCUAUUGUCCAUGACACAAUGCCCUGCCCAGUUUUCAGUCAGCUCUCCCUACAAACUGGCAUAUACCGAUACCACUGUUACAGUCUCACAAAUCAAAUAUGUGCUGAACCCACCUGAAAAACUACUUAAUUAAAAUUUAUUAAUAAUUCAACAAUCCACCGUACACAUUUGAUUCCCACCAUACAACACGGACCUUUAAUUGAUUUCUUUGAUGUAAUAACUGAAAAGCAUUGUCUCUAAAACUCAUGUGAUUCUUUGUAAAAAUGUAUAGAGUGCUCCCAAGGAUUUACUUAAAAAUAGAAAAUCAGCCAGUGGAUGUUUCUCCUGGGAGGCUGGCCACAGUCAAGCCUGGGAGAGAGGAAGGGCCAGAGUAGUGAGGAUAGAGGGGGUUGUUUGUAUGACAGGGUCACAUGGCAUAUCCUGCCUUAUUUUAGGUAUCUUUAGCUUGUGAGAUUAUUCUUGUGUGUAGUUUUGUUCCUCUUGCUGUUUUUUAUUCUGUUAUUUCCUCAUGUGGAAUACUACUAUUUAUCUUUUUCUUUUAUUUUUUAAUAGUUAUUUAUUUAAAUGCUCUGUGUACACCUACAUGCCAGAAGAGGGCAUUGGAUCCCAAUAUACAUGGUUGUGAGCCACCAUGUGGUUGCAGGAAUUGAACUCAGGACCUCAGGAAGAGCAGAUGGUGCUCGUAACUAUCUCUCCAACCCCAUUUUCAUUCAGGAAGGAAUUUAAAGUUGUUUUAGGUGUUUGGUCAUUCCACGACUACAAAUACUGCCUCAUGUCUUGGUGAAUAUGUUGACUGUAACAUGUGUGCAUUUAAUUUUCAUAGAUUUUGGUUUUUAAUUUUUAUUUCGUUUUUAAUUUUAUGUGCAUUAGUGUGAAGAUGUCAGAUCCCUCGGAAUUGGUGUUACAGACCAUUGUGAGCUGCCAUGUGGGUGCUGGGAAUUGAACCCGGGUCCUUUAAAAGAGCAGGCGGUGCUCUUAACCACUGAGCCACCUCUCCAGCCUCCAUAGAUAGAUUUUCAAACAUGGGUUUACAUGUUGGCUGUGCCAUGUAAAAGCUGUAUUUAAAAAGUUGUUUGUUGCUCGAUUCUCUGGGAAAAUGGCAAGAAUGAAAACAGUUUCUAGGAGAACAAGCAAGUUAAUCUUGAGCACAUCAAUUAUAUAUAGACAAAACCAAUGGCUGGUAUAAAAACAAAAGUAUAAAUAAGAACGGGUAGAAACAGUCCUCAAUAUUUAUGAGUAAUUUCUUGACAAUAUUGCUUUGCUCAAAAUGCCUCAGAACAUUUUUUUUAUUUUUUAUUGUCCUAGCAUUCAGAACAUUUAAUUUUUAGAUUUUACUUUAUUAUUUUAUGUGCAUGAGUGUUUUGUUUGAAUAUAUAUCUAUGCACCCAUGUACAUGCCCAAUGCCUGAGGGAUCAAAAUGGUACCAAACCUUUAGGACCUGGAGUUACAGACAGUUGUAACCACAUGGUGCCCCCACAUGGGUGCUGAUAAUUGAACCCAGGUCCUCUAGAAGAGCAGCCAAUGACUUAACUGCUGAACCAAGGCACCAACCCCCUAAAUUUUAUCAUAGUUAUGUGUUUUACAAAAGAGAAUGAGUUGGUGUUAUUAUAUUAUGUGUCAUAUCAAGAUUUUUGGAAUAUAGAGUGUUGAUAGAUAAAGCCUGGGCCUUUAGGUAUGCAUGUGUGAAUGUAGGUGGCAUAGGAAAAUAUUUUUAUUACUCUGUAAUAUUGUAGGAUUAAAAUCCAUAGCCUGAAUCACUGCUUGUGAGGUCAGAUUCAAUGUAGGGACUGUUUUAGGUUGUUUAAAUUAUAAGAACUAAUCAGUUUAGCAUGUUCUGAGCUAGAGCUGGCAGAAUGGCUGUAAUUUUCAUUCUUCAACAAAAAAGGUGAAGACCACAGGACAAGAAAAUCUUCUAUACCCGGUUAUCUGGCUUCUGACUUCACUCAUUACUACAUAAAGCUUUUCUGCAGUGCCACAGUAGGUUGGGAUUUGGUUCAAAUUCAUUAGACACUAAUCGACCACGUGAACAAAGUUCCCCAAAAGACAUUAACAUUCUAUGAAGGCUGAUGAGAAUUGCAGAGAUUAUGGAGAGAGAGGUUGGGUUACUGCAGGCCCUGAGUCUGGCUCUAAGAGAUUGGGGGAGGUAUCUUUAGCUCCCUUAAUAGCUGUUCCUUCCUCACUUUUGUAUUUCACCUAGCAUUCUUGUGAUAAUUGUGCAAAACUGUUUGGGUACGUUAAUUCAGCAGAUCACUGAAUUUCAUCAACCUAGGAGAUAAGACUAUCCUCAGACAGCAUCGAAGGCCCGUGGCAGAGGCUCCCCGCUUUGCUUUAACCCACUGAUGUUUCUAGCAAUAUGUCUGAAAAGUGUUGAUUUGUGAUUUUCUUAGUGCCAUUACUAUAAAACUUUCAUGAAACUAUGGCCACAUGGAAACAUGAAAUUUGGGAAACCUUGAUUUUGUGUUCCUUGGCCAUGGUCUACCUAGCUCCAGAAUAAGUCUUACUGCCUUUGACGAAAGAUCUGGGUUUUUCUUCAUUCACAGUGUUUAUAGAUUACUCUUAUACAUCCUCUUGUAUAGUCCAUAUCAGUUCUAUAUUACUUAUAAUAAAUGCAAGAUGUAAAUAGUAUGAAAUUCUUUUUGGGUGGUGUUAUUUAGAGAAUAAUAUUUAAGAUAGUUUGUACAUGUUCAAUGCAGCUACAACCACUGUGUUCCUGCCUAGACAAUCCGCCGGUCUAUCACUGGCAUCUGUAGAGUCCACAAAUGAGACAACUGCAUUGUGGGUACAUCAGUAGAAAUAUCUUCCUAGAUGUCUCUCAUAGGCGGCAAGAGAAGAACAAACACUAGUACAGUUUAUCACAUUUGAAGAUGAGCUGAGUGUUAGGGCUGCAGUUCAUCAUCUACAAGAAUAAUGAUCCAUCUGUGUCUACUUGAACUUGUCCCCACUUGACCAGCCAAACACUAACAAUGUCACUGGAACUUCAGAACUUUAAGGCAAAUGUUCUGCUCAGAUCUUGAGUAGAACAUUUGCCUGAAAGGAAAGAAUGUUACAGUGAUUCUGUUCCAGGGAGGGACAAGGAAUGUCAGUGACCAAAGACACUUCAUUCUGGGGGGGAGGGGAACCAAGGCAACGCAAGAGUCUUCCUAUGUCUUAUUCAGAUACCUGCAGGUCAGUCAUUAUUAAACACUCUGACUACCUUGGGGGAAAGGCUAGAAUUUUACCACUUCGAGGAGUACAGCUUUGGGGAACUAGUAAUGCCUAACAAGUAAAUAAGUUGCAUAGUGUAUUAGAAAUGUAUGGCACCAUUUUUCUGAUUGUGAUGUACAAAUGUGUUGGUUUGUUACUCCCUGUAUGUGUGAGUAAAAAUGGCAAAUGAUAUUAGUUACCCAGUGAGGUGAACGGGCUGUGAAGUGGGACACAGGAAGCCCACACUCCGCACAGGAAGGCCUGGAGGUGGCACCACCGCCAGGUUUCUCUCUUUGGAGACUCCAUCACUGGCCAAAAACCUUUGAGAGGGAGAUAAGUAAUAAGAGGACACCUGUCACCCUCUAUGCUAUCUCUCAAGAGAAAGUUUAGUCAUUCCUGUGUCUUCUGUUCCUCACUUUUCCAGAAUUAGCAUUGUGCCCCUGCUUCUAAAAACAAAAGACCUUUAACCUAACCAUAAAGCCAGACCAUAAAACUUCCACAAGAAGAUACAAGAGUGAAUCUUUAAUUCCUGCGUAGGCAGAAGUUUCUUAUGUAUGACAUGAAAAACACAGGCAACAACAAAAAGGGAAAAGUUGGACUACAUUAAAAUAAAAAAAACUACUUCUGUGCUUAGGAUGAUACUUAGAAAGCUGGGCAUGGUGGCAGACACCUGUAAUUUGAGCACUUGGGAAGUAGAGGCUAGAAGACCAGACAUUUAAGGACACUUUGGGCUACUGGGACCUCAGAGGGAUAGCUUUUCUCCAUAAAUAAAGGAAAGGUGAAUAAAUAAUUCUCACUGGUUAACAAUAAGAGAUGGUGAAUUGAGUUAAAAAUAAAGUUAUUUGAAUGCACAUCUCUCCAAAGGCCUGAUUUACACGAACUGUAAACAAGUGUGUGAACGUAUCCUCAGUGUCACUUUUCAUUAGGGAAAUUUGAAUCAAACUCACAGUGAGACACCAUGAUCACAGAAACAGGGAUAUUGUAUCUCCAACAACAACAACAAGAAAAACAGCAAGCACAAGCUUUGAGGGAAAAUGUCAAGCAAUUAGAAUCUUCAUUGGUGUGAAUAUAAAGUAAUGUAGUAACUUUGGAAAGCAGUUUGCUGACACUAAGAGUGUUGACACAGUCGCUGUCUGUCUCAGAAGUCCCUUGCCUAGCUAUAUAUGCCCUAGAAAAAAAUGAAAAGGAAAUGUCUCCACAGAAAAAUGUACACAAAUGUUCAUGGCAACAUUGUUUAUAAUAUAGGUGAUCUCUAACAUGGUAGAUUGAUGUAUAAUUUUCAGAUCAUAUUAUUUCCAGAUAUGCAUGCUAUAGAAACAAUACUUUGAGUUUUGAAGUUUGGUCUUUUCUUGGGUUAGCAAUAUACAGUACAAUGACCUCUUAGAAUGCUGAGCAGUGAUGGGAACUUUCAGCUCCCACUGUGGGAGUGGGAAGGUAAAUGAUAGUCUGUAAUGAACUGUGCUACCAGUGGGGUCUUGGGAUGUUGUAUGGUUUUGAUCCCGUAUCAACUACAAAAUGCUCCCUCUUUGUGAUAUUUUUAAGAUUUCAUUACAAGGUAGGGUUUGUAGUAGAUACAUUUGUCUGAGUGUAGCCAUAUAUAAGUGUUCCGAGUAUGUUCGGGAUAGAGUAGGCUAAGGAAGCCAUGCUGUUUGGUGGGGUAUGAGGGUUAAUAUUGAUGGAUAAACUUGACAGGAUCUGGAACCCCUAGGAAAUAAGCCUUUAAGCACACCCAUGUGGGAUUCUCUAGAUUAGACUAGACACUGGCCCUACCUUUAAGGGAUUCUCUAGAUCAGAGGAGCCUCUAGUCAAAUCUGUGAUGAAUUAUCUAGAUUAGGUUAGUCUCUGGCAUCCAUUCCUGAAAAAGAUUAUCUAGAUUAGGUUAAUUCAGGUCAGAAGACUCAAGAAGGGUGGCACCAUUCUUUGGGCUGGGGCCCCUCACUAAUAACAGGAGAGAGCCAGCAGAGCACAAGAAGCCACUGCUCUCUCCUUCCUAACUGUGUACACAACUCGGCUACUUUUCUGAAGCUCUCACUGCUAGCAUUUCCCUACAGGACAGACUGCACUCUCAAUCUUCAAGGUAAAAUCAAUCCUCACUCCUUUACUUUGCUGCUGUAGAGUGUGUUAUCACAGAAAUGGGGAAAAUAAACUGAUACAGUAGGUUAGAUAUAUUAAAUACACUUUUCAUGCAUGAUAUAGUUUCAGUUGGACAAUGGGCCAUCAAAGAACAUUUUUAGUUUAAUAUAUCAACAACACACAUGUCCAUCAGUUAAAGUUGAACAAAAUAAGGACUGGUGACUUAUGCAGUGGUAUUACUCAGCCAUGAAAAGUAAUUAACAAGGGUGCACAUUUCAGUAUAGAUUAAUUAAAAAAUUAUACACUAAGUAAAAUAAAAAGUCAGUCACAAUAGGACAUGCAUUGCCUCACACUGAGUACAUGAAAUAUCUAAAACAGGGAAAUAUGCAGACACAGAAUGCAGCUGGUGGUUGCUAGUUUUGGGGAAGAGAGAAAGGAAAUGCUUAUUAAUGAGGAUGUGGUUUUGGAGGAUGUGAUAAAAUGACUUGAAAUUCAGUGAAAUAUGAAUCCUCACAGAGAUGUACACUUUAAGUGGACAUGCUAUCCUCAAUAUUCACACACGGAAAGGAAUAUGACUGAAUAAGACUUAACAAUUGAACACAGUGGUCUUUGAACAAUUUAUACAUGUCAGACAAGUGGGAGUGCAUGAAUUCCUUCAAGGAGACAGUGGAAGGUGAGGGAUAAGACUGAAUGAAUGGGAGCCUGUAUAUCAGCUCUGCAUAUAAACUGGCUCUUACAACGACCACCUGACACCAGAACAAGAGCCUCUGGUACCAAAUCUAUUGGGUGUUUCUUUGCACUGGAGCAUACAAAAUUAAAGCAUCCUAGUGUUGUGACCAUUCAUUAUUAUAUGUUAAAUCACUAGAAUGAUGUUUUGAUUUCUAAGAGUUUAGGUUUUGGCAUAGUCAUUCUAAUCUCAAUUAUGUUACCAUCUUCCAAAAACAUUUUGUAACAUAAAAAUAUAUUUCCAUGUUCUAAGUAUUAUGCCAAGUCAUUUUAAAAGGUUAUUAGGGGCUGGAGAGACGGCUCAGAGGUUAAGAGCACUGCUUGCUCUUCCAGAGGACUUGAGUUCAAUUCCCAGAAACCACAUGGUGGCUCACAACCAUCCAUAACGAGAUAUGGUGCCCUCUUCUGGUAUGCAGGCAGAACAGGACACUAACUAACUAACUAAAACUACUCUUUAAAAAUAUGUUAGUGUUAUAUUCUCUUGAAAAUUCUGACAGACAAAAUUCUAGGUUUAAUCUAUAUAGAUAUACAGAUAGAUAGAUAGAUAGAUAGAUAGAUAGAUAGAUAGAUAGAUAGAUAGAUCUAGAGAGAUAGAGAUAGAGAUAGAGAGAUAAAGAUAAGAUAGAGAGAUAGAGAUAGAAUAGUCAAUUUUAGAAAUACAUUUCCUCCUUGUUGCUAUGUUAUUUUAUUUGUAUCCCACAGAUUCUGGUAUAUUGUGUUCUUAUUUUCAUUUGAGUCUAAGAAUUUUUAAUUUUCACCCUAAUUUCUCUAAUGACCUAUUGACAACUUAAUACUAUAUUGGCCUGUUUCCGUGAGUUCAUUUACUUUCUUUCUCACGAUGUUCAGAUUUUUUUUUUUUUUUUUGCAGUGUGACAAGAUAGUAUAUAAUAAUUCGUUUUCGUUUUCUUGCAUGUGUUAAGCCUAGUUUACUGACCUAAAGCAUGUUCUAUGUUAGAGAAUAUUUCAUAGGCUGCUGAGAAUAAUGUAUGUCCUGUGGCUGGUAGUAGAAUAUUUUGGAGAUGCCUAUUAAAUCCCUGUUGUCUAUAAUGUUAUUUAACUCUGAUGUUCUUCAGGGUUUGUUGUAUAGAUAUCUAUUAGUGAAAAUAGUAUUAAAUCAUCGAUAACAUUAUGUGAGGCUGAUCUGUGCUUAUAUAUCAGACAGUUUUUGUUUUAUUAAACUGGGUGUGUUGAUGCUCACUGAACAUUUGUUUUAAAUAAACCUCUGUUACCUCUCUUUUUCUCUCUUUCUCUUUCUCUCUCUCUGAUACUACCUUGUAAACACAUGCCAUCAUGAUCUUAGGAAAGCACAGAAAUCAUAACACUCAAAAACAACACAAAGGUGGCUCUCCAUUCACUGAGGACAAACUUUUAAUCUUGGUACUGAAAAUUCAAUUCAAUCCACUUCUAACUUCCCUUAACAUUAACUGUGCUAUUUGGAAAAAGACAGUCAGCAAUGGGCUAUAUCCUACUUUUGCAACAGUGAGGAUUUACAAUUUAUGUUGGUCUUUUAACCAAUAUCUUCUAUUAAGAUUCUCCUGAACUAAUCGAAGUGAUUACUACAGUUUCCUAGAGAUGACUUUUAUUUCUGUUAUUGCAAUUUUUAACUUUGAUUUUCACUUUUAAUAUAACUAUAUUAAAUUUAAUUUAAUAAAUGUAGACAUUAAAUUAAUAUAAAUUAAAGUGGCUUUAACAUAAAGCCACUUCAGAUUUGACGGCAACACUUACCAUAUAAGAAACUACUUCUUGAAGGCUCACUCAUAUCCCUCCAUGGGGAAUCAACUGGUUUUCAGAGUAAGUUUCUGCAGUACAUUAUGCCAAUAGAAGUUACCACAUGCUGUAAAUAUUUGCAUUUAGCAUAAUUUCGUAUACACUCAGUUAUAAUCUCCUUGAAGAUAGUUCCUAUGUUACUUCUAGUGCUUGAUGACAAGCAUAAGACCAAUGCUUAUUGAAUCUUCCUGGUAGAAACAUAUUGGGAAGAUAUCAGGUCAUGUGCCCUCCAGGAGCUUCACACACACUCACCACGAGCUCCACCUUUCACAGAAAAGGGACAAUGACAGCCUGGUCCUUCCUUGAGCUGUGGAAAACUUCUCAUUCAACUCUGCUCCAAAUGACUUUGGUCACUGUUCUGAUGGUUCCUGUUCUUGGUGAUUGUGGACCUCCACCUGGUUUACCGUUUGCUGCUCCAGUCAGCCAGAUGUAUGAGACUAUCUUCCCAACUGGAAGUGUUCUGAAAUAUGCCUGCCGUCAUGGCUUCAGGAAAAUCAACUCAAGCCUUCUUACUUGUGAUGAGAAUGGUUCAUGGGCCUAUAAUAUCUUUUGUGUCAAGAAACAAUGCAGAAAUCCAGGCGAAUUGAUCAAUGGGAAGGUAGAAAUUACGACUGAUCUUUUCUUAGGUUCAACCAUAGAGUUCAGCUGCUCAAAGGGCUAUGUUCUGAUUGGCUCAGCGACUAGUCGGUGUGAGAUCCAAGGUAAAGGCGUUGACUGGAGUGAUUCUCUCCCAGAAUGUGUAAUUGUCACGUGUGAGUCCCCUCCAGACAUCAGCAAUGGGAAGCACAGUGGUACAGAAGAAGACCUUUUCUCAUAUGGCUCAAUAGUCACCUAUAGCUGUAAUCCCAGCUUCAUACUCGCCGGCAAUGCCUCCAUUGUCUGUACUGUGGUAAACAAAACAGUGGGUGUUUGGAGCUCAAGACCCCCUACUUGUGAAAAUGAGCACCAACUGACAGAAAAUGGGACAUCAGCGUCCAACUUGGUGAGACCAAUGAGCUUUCCAGGCCCACUACCGAAAGAUGGUUGUACUAACCUACCAGAUAUUCCCAAUGCUUCCUGGGACAAAAACAGUUUUCCCUUAAGAAAAUCUGAAGUAUAUGAAAUUGGGACCAAUCUGAAAUACCACUGCAAUUAUGGCUACCAGCCAGCUUCAAAUGAGUCCCAUUUUGUGACUUGUCAGGAAAACCAGACAUGGUCGCCUUCCAGAGGAUGUGAAAGGAUAUGCUGCCCAACACCAAAUAUGGAGAAAAUCAAAAUUGUAAGUGAAAGGAGAGAUUUCACUGGUAUAUGCACCUAUGCCUAUGGAGACUAUAUUUUCUAUAUUUGUGGUGAAGGUUCUUACCCUAUGUCUAUGGAUGGAAGGAGUUCAUGUCAAGCAGAUGGAAAGUGGGGCCCUGCAAUACCAUCAUGUCAAGAGGACCUGAAAAACCUUCUUGCUGUUACCUCACCACAGUUACCAGAAAUAAACAUUACAAGCAGUCCCUUUAUUUCUGCUAAUGAUGUGUGUCCCAAACCGUUCAUCAUAAAUGGAAACCUGUCUGUGGAGAAAGAUUACUAUGCUAAACUGGAAAAUGUCACUGUUCAAUGUGAUAUUGGAUUUGACUUAGUUGGUUCCCCAAACAUCAUUUGUUCGGAGAACAAGACAUGGCACCCUGAUAUACCCCACUGUAAGCUGGAGGUCCUUGAAGACUGCAGGGUAGUGAAUGAGGGCAGAAAACUCCUGCAGUGCCUCUCCAGCCCAGACGACGUGAAAAGGGCCCUGCAGGUGUACAAGCUGUCUCUGGAGAUCGAACUGUUAGAACAGCAGAAAAAGAAGUGGACAAAGGUCUCCAAAAAAUCAUUUAAACGUGUUAAAGUAAAGGGGCCACUUAGGCCUUUUGGUUAAUGUACAGAAUCUCCAUGCACUGGCUACACUGACCCUUAAGCACUGCCACUCCUGUUAAGAAGUUUGUGGGCCAGAAGAACGUAGAAUGCAACUCAGACUGUCCCAACCUCAUUCCUGUUGAAUUGUCACUGAAUGCCGUUACACUGCGUCUCACCAGAGCCUGCCAGGUCUGUGCCUGCAGAACAGGAUCUGAAUUUAAGGAACAUUCUCCUUUGGAGGUGAUGGGGAAGGGAAAAGGGACUUCAGUGCUGCAUUGGUGCCACCUUCUGGUCACAUUCCACACCACACCACUACAAAGACUUCUAGUCUCCCCUUUAAAACAAAUAAGGUUAUCUGUUCCUCUGUCUUAUAAAAGUUAAAUCAGAUAUAUAUAUAUAUAUAUCCUGUCAUUUGUUUGUUUAUUUUUGUCAACUUGACACAUCUAGAUUUAUCUGAGAAGAGAAGGUCACAAUUGAGAAAAUGCUUCCGUAAUCUGGUCUGUAGGCAACUUGUGGGCGUUUUCUUGAUUUAUGAUUGAGAUGGGAAGGUCCAGCACCUUGUGGUGGUACCAUCCCUGGACCAGCAGUUCUGAGGUAUGUAAGAAAGAAAAAUGAGAAUGCCAGGGAGCAAGCAAAUGAGCAACAUUCCUCCUCUGCAGUGAUUCCUGUUUCCAGGUUCCUGCCCUGACUUCCCUCAUUCAUAGACUUUAAGCCAUAAAGUGAAAUAAAGCCUUACCUUUCCCAA
Meriones unguiculatus (Mongolian gerbil) is the source of this 11408-nucleotide messenger RNA. RefSeq names its product zona pellucida sperm-binding protein 3 receptor-like. The transcript has 12 exons. The record is from RefSeq and is a predicted model, not a curated record. Gene Ontology annotation, biological process: negative regulation of complement activation, classical pathway. Bases 9021 to 10685 code for a protein of 554 amino acids. Lineage: Eukaryota; Metazoa; Chordata; Mammalia; Rodentia; Muridae.